Messenger RNA from Copidosoma floridanum, 3175 nucleotides. RefSeq names its product Integrator complex subunit 7 (gene INTS7). The record is from RefSeq and is a predicted model, not a curated record. Gene Ontology annotation, biological process: snRNA 3'-end processing. Lineage: Eukaryota; Metazoa; Arthropoda; Insecta; Hymenoptera; Encyrtidae. Gene Ontology annotation, cellular component: integrator complex.
UUCACUUUCUCCCAGCUUUUAUUCAGUUUUGUGAAGGAAAAAUUUAACUUAAGAUCAACAAAUUUCAAUUAAAUUCUACCUAAUAUGUUUCUAGUUUCCGUUAAUCCGUUCAAUGAUGCAUGUGUUUAGACGAGAAAAAAAGAAUUACAAAUUCUAAUACAUGAUGGCUUUGUUUACAUUGCAUACAUCUUAAGAUAAUGGAGUAAAUUAAUGUGGGUGGAUGGUGUUGAUCUGAAAAUUCGUAGAAUGAUCAAUGUAAGAAUGAAUGCCUUUAGUGACAUAGCCAUCGGUGAACCGGAACAAGAUGCCAACACUGCUCUUAUGGAACUUGACAAAGCCUUGCGCUCCAUCAAAAUUGGAGAGCAAUGCGAGGCUAUUAUACGAUUUCCGAGACUUUUUGAAAAAUAUCCAUUUCCUAUACUGAUAAACUCAUCGCUUCUGAAGCUAGCGGAAGUCUUCAGGACAGGAAAGAGUAAUUUUUUGAGAUUAUGGAUUUUACGAGUUUGUCAACAAAGUGAAAAACAUCUGGAUAAAAUUUUGAAUGUCGAGGAGUUUGUUGGAAGAAUAUACAAUGUCAUGCAUUCAAACGAUCCAGUAGCCAAAGCCCUCACUCUAAGAACUUUGGGUAGCAUUGCUAGAAUAAUACCGGAGCGAAAACAAGUACAUCACAGUAUAAGAAGAUCCUUAGAUUGUCAUGAUUUGGUUCAAGUUGAAGCAGCUAUAUAUGCUGCUCAAAUGUUUGCAGCACAAUCAAAAUUAUUUGCAAUUUUCAUGUGCAGUAAAAUUUCCGACAUGAUCAGAGGUCAAGCUACCCCAGCCUCAAUGAAGCUGCAGCUGAUACCCAUCUUGCAGUACAUGUACCAUGAUAUUUCUACAGCAUCGAUGGCUAAUGAAUUAUGUAUAGAAUUACUUGAAAGCUAUCCUGCAGUUGAUUUUGUACGCGUUACAUUAAGUACUUCAACUACUUUAGCUUCAGCUGCACUGAUACAUGUACCAGCCCAAGUCACAUUACUGUUAAAAUAUUUGAGGGAAGAUCCAAGACUGUCUAUUAAACUGCAUGCUCUCCAGCUUUUACAUAUUUUGGCAAAGAAAGGAGCUCAUCUGUGGCCACAAGGUGCACUUAAGCAACUAAUUGAUUAUUCAUCAACUCUUUUACAAGAUGAUUCGAGGAAUGUAAAUUUAUUAAUUCAAUCUUUAAAAGUCAUUGAAGUUUUGAGUAACUCCCCCCUAACUUGUGAUGCCAAUAUGGAAGAAGGAAGCCCGCUCAUACGUUUGUGCUCGUCUGCUUUUUAUUCCCCAAAUCCAAUUGUAGCUGUAAAAGCUGUUACAAUUUUGUCUAGGAUAGCGUGUUAUUGUUACGAGGAAGGAUUACCCGUUUUCGAUGUACAGCCUGUAGUCUCUUGCCUAGAAUCGUUAAUUAUGCUGCUAGCAUUAGACAACAAGUAUUCGUAUCAAUUGAAUGUAUGCUUAAAGUUGACCAUUAAACUAUGCCAAACACAACGUAGUCAUUGCGCUGUUUUCAUCGACGCGAUUGGUUCAACUCUCGUAAACACUACAACAACUAGCAAAGAAAACGAUCAUCAAGCUGUCACACUUUGUGAAGCUUUAGGAGCAAUAGGAAGCUUAGGGGACAAUAUUUUGCUUCCUCUACUACCAGAUAUUCUUGUGAAAAUUAAACAAGCGCCGCAUACCCAGACUAAAGUGAUGCUCUGCACAUUACUUUUUCAAAUAGUAGCUAACGGCUAUGAAUGGAACGAUGAAUGUUUGAUAACUCUCGAUUUUGUUGUCAAGUCCGUUGAUAAUUGGAACAAAUAUAAAAUUGCACGCGGAGCUACGCGAUAUGGACAUCACAAGAUUGCAUCUCGAUUAUUCAAUGCUUUAAAAGAGGCAGUUGCUCUGGAGCAACUUCAUUUUUGGUUGUCUGGCUUGGAAUUAAUGACGAGUGCCGAAAGUUAUAUAUUAGAUAAUCCCGAUGGCGAAAAGAAUACGGUAAAGAAAUUGAACAGUGCGAUAGCUCGGUAUGGUAGCGCUUGUGCCUCCUUUAAAGCUGCAAGUACACCUCUCAGGAGUUUGCAGUUUGCUUGUGAUUAUUCCAAACUACGCUGUGAAUUUCUACAGGCACUGCUACAAUUACUGCACUCCUGUAGGUCGUUGUGUACAGCUCCACCUUAUGCUAUUGCCACACAUGAAGCAGUCACGGCAAAAGAUGAUUUACUCAGAUACGGUCGUGUGACAAAUCAGUUGCGGAAAUCGAUAAGCGAGUUACGAACUUGCGCCGAGAAUUACCAAAAAUUGUACCAAUCUGCCUUUGAUGCCGAUCCUGGCUCAUUGAAUAACAUAAGAGCUCUACGAGAACUGUGUUUGCUAAUGGCGCAAAGCGUGCAACGAGUCUGCACAAGCAAUCCAGCAAAUUCGACUCCAGAUAAAGAAGACAACACGGAUACUCUAGGAUCGCCCAUCACUUCUAACUUUCAUUUUGGAGAUACACUUGAAAUGCAGCAGCUGUCACGCUGCUGUGCCCAAAUUCAGGAAUUAGCGCCAGUCCCUAACGAGACCGUAACUGCAUCUGACGUUGAGAGAAACGGCGUUAGUCAUCUUCGAGUAGCCAAACUAAUUACACAGGUCGAGUUCCUGACUAGUGGCAAAUUUCAGCUACCUGUUCCUAGAUUCUUUUUCCAACAACUCCAAUCGACUAGCAUCAAGCUCUCGGUAGCACCGCAACCACGUGUACUUGGUGAGCCUUUCUCUGUGCCUCAAGGUAGUCAGUUAGCCCUCAAGGUCGAGGGUGUAUUGAGACACGGCAAACGAGCUUCGUUAUACAGAUCAGUAUCAGCUAUUUGCGUUACUAUAUCUACCACAUCACCGUCCAAGACUGGUUUUGAGAAAAAGGAUUCAGGAAUUAGUGAUCUCGAGCAGACGGUUGUGCCUCAUCGUGAUUUCUUUGCUUGCGAGUUUCUACUGUCCUUUGCUCCUCAAAGCAAUAAUAAUGCGUGCAGUAGUAACAUUGGGAGUAAUACAUCGACCGGUGGUCAGUAUCAGGUUACUGCAAGUGCUAACAUAGUAGAUGAAAGUGGAAAUAUUUGGAAAUGUGGACCUCGAUCAACUUUGCAAGUAAGAGUGUUUGAGGAACCCAUGCGCAAAAAACUUUCGUAGACGUUUUAUCUUAACGAUAACC